Messenger RNA from Paramecium pentaurelia, 1356 nucleotides. The record is from the annotation of a GenBank genome assembly. NCBI's taxonomy places the organism in Eukaryota, Ciliophora, Oligohymenophorea, Peniculida, Parameciidae.
AUGGAUUUAGAAUGUCUAUUGUUCAGAGUACAUAAAUCAUUGUUAACAUUUUCUAAAACUAAGCAAAUCGUUAACAUUUUAUUUAAGGCAACAUCAAUUUCAAUUUUUUUCUAUUUGAUUUAUUUCGUUGUGCUCAAUUUAAUUUAAAUAUCAAAAUAAUCAUGCACAAAUAACAUUGGUAUUUUAUUCUCCUUUAAAUAGAAUUUAUGAAUCAAACCUAAUUCAAAAAUGAAACCUUAUUUAAAAUAUUUAUUUAUGAUAAAGAUGAAAUUUACCAAACUUACAAAUACUCAAAAUAAUCAGCUAUCUAUAGUUUACCUGAAGAAAUUCUUAAAAAACAUAAUAUAUCUAUUGAAGAGUAUAAAAUAGACAAGAAAUGCUAUGCUCAAAAUUGGGUUGAAGAUUUAAUCUUAACUCAAUCAAAUAUAGAAAUUCUAUUUUUAAAUGACUUAAUUUAAAAGUUAAGGAAUGUGAAUGAAACACAUUAUUUAUUAGAAAUAGAAAACAAUAAAGUUUUAAUUUGGAUGAAUAAAUUAGAUCUUGAAGAAGAAAAUAAUCCAAUUUCAGAAAAAUUCUUAAAAACAUUUGCUUUUAUAAUAAAAUGCACAAUCUAUUUAUUUUGUUAAACAUGCAUAGCUAGUUUAAUUAUUAAAAUUCUUUAAUUUGGAAUUCCUAUUUUAUUAAAUGCAGGAUGGUAUAGAUUAUAUCAAAGAAUAUUGAUAAAUAAUAAUAAAUAGUCUCAUAUGUUAAAAAUAAGCUAUCUAUUGUUAUUUUUUGUAUUUUUUUAGGUAUAUUAAUCUAGAACACUCUUAACUUAUAUCUAUUAUAAUUAAGCCACAAUCCAAUCAUAGAAAAAUCUUUUAUUGUAAGAAAACAUUAUUAAUAUAGAUUAAUUUUAUUUAAUGAAAUAAUGAGUAAUUUCUUUUUUAGAACUAGAUCUACUUUACUAUUUGCCCCUAAAUAUUUAGUUUCUUAUUAUAUACUAUUUUUCAUAUAUAUGGAAGGCACAAGUAAUCAUAAUUCUAAAUUAUUAUAGAUUUUGCAUUUUAUUAUCAUUUUGUAAAUAUUUUAUGGCUUCUUAGUAUUGCUACUGUACUUGCUUUCUUACAUUUCUAUGAAAUACCAGCUAUACAAGAAUGGAAUGAAGCUUCAUUCUAUACUCCUAAAAUAACUAGACCAAGAACCCUUUAUUUUCCACUUACUCAAUUAGAAUGGAAGGUUGAUAUACCUUAAAUAUGGACUAUGUUUUAUCCUUUACAUGGUAGAUAAUAUUUCAAUGUUGAAAAUUUGUCAUUAGUUGACGACAAUUAAGAUCUAUUAAAUAACUAUUUAUAAUAGAAUGCUGCUAAUUAGUGA